This is a messenger RNA of Paraphaeosphaeria sporulosa, 1890 nucleotides long. Its product is annotated as flavin-containing monooxygenase. NCBI's taxonomy places the organism in Eukaryota, Fungi, Ascomycota, Dothideomycetes, Pleosporales, Didymosphaeriaceae. The record is from RefSeq and is a predicted model, not a curated record. The transcript is spliced from 2 exons. Bases 108 to 1610 code for a protein of 500 amino acids. Gene Ontology annotation, molecular function: flavin adenine dinucleotide binding; N,N-dimethylaniline monooxygenase activity; NADP binding.
ACUGUUCCAGAUUGGGGUCCUGACCACUAGUUGCAAUAUCUUCAAUUUCCGGGGGCUUCCCACCGUUCCCAUCAUUGUGUAUAAGUUUGCUCGCAAAACGCCGUGCAAUGGGUUCGAUAGCUUCAGAACUGCUAUCCAUGAGAGCACGCACUAUUGCUAUCAUAGGAGCAGGUCCGUCAGGCUUGGCAGCAGCGAAAUAUCUUCGAGCGGAGAGGGCAUUUGACAAGAUUGUCCUUUUCGAACAACGAAGUAGGAGUGGCGGAAUAUGGAACUACACUGGUCAUCAGAGAGACGAAGACCUCUUUACUGUACCUCAGACCAAUCCUUUAGGAAAGAACCAGGACCCGACUUGGUCCCAACGGCCCAGACCGGCAGAUGGGAGAUCAGACGGCGCAGAGAAAGACCCAAGCUUCUUAUCACCUAUCUACGAUAGACUGGAGACAAAUAUCCCGCGUGGCCUAAUGGGCUUCCAAGACCUGGAUUGGCCUCAAGACAGCCAACUUUUUCCCAAACAUGAAACUGUCCUCAAGUAUAUCCAGGACUACGGCAGAGACGUACGAGAUCUCAUACGGUACGAAACGCAGGUCACCAAUGUCGAGCCUGUAGAUGAACAAAGUAUGCGCUGGAAAGUGCAAACACGCAAUAUACGUUCCAACAUACAGCAGGAUGAAGAAUAUGACGCCGUCAUUGUGGCUAACGGGCAUUUCAUCGUGCCUUAUUUACCAGAAAUACCAGGCAUCAAAGCAUGGGACGCCAAGUACCCUGGCGCGAUAUCCCAUGCAAAAUACUACCGUAGCCCAGCGGACUUCAAGGACAAAAAAGUCCUUGUCGUCGGCAACUCCGCCUCCGGCACCGACAUCUCCACCCAGAUCGCGCAAUACUCGCAGCUCCCCCUGCUCUGGUCUAGCAAAUCACCCUCCAUGUUCAACGUGCGCACCUCCCCCACUAAGCACGAACGCCCCCCAAUUUCCAAAUUCCUCCUCUCCAGCAGGGGUGUUGAAUUCGAAGACGGGUCUUCCGAGAACAACAUUGACGCCAUUGUCUUCGCAACAGGCUACUUCUACUCGCUGCCUUUCCUGUCCAACGUCGAGCCAAAGCUGAUCACAGAUGGCUCCCACGUCAAUCACACCUACCACCACCUUUUCUACGCGCCGCGUCCGACCCUCUCUUUCCUCGCCCUCCCCCAACGCGUUAUCCCAUUCCCCAUCGCAGAAGCCCAGUCCGCCGUCCUCGCGCGCGUCUACUCUGGUCGGCUAGCCCUCCCUUCGCUACCAUCCAUGCAGGCUUGGGAAAGCGCUACUGCGCAAGAAAUGGGCAACGGGCGCAACUUUCACCUCCUGCCGUUUCCGAAAGAUGGGAACUACAUCAAUAUGCUGGCGGACUGGGCGCUAAGUGCAGAGGCGAGAGACGGGCUGGAGAAUGAGGGGAUUGGGAAGAAGCCGCCUGUGUGGGGCCAGUGGGAGUUCUGGUGUAGAGAGCAAUUUCCCAAGAUCCGGGCAGCCUUCGGAGCGCUGGGGGAGAAAAGGUUUGGAGUGAAGACGUUGGAGGAGGUAGGCUUCAACUACGAGGAAGACAUGAAGAGGAAGAACGAGGAGGAGAAGAUAAUCUAGAGAUACCCAGCUGGUACUUGUGGCCUUGAACGUGCUGAUCUCGGGCACCGCAGUGUCUCGCGGGAGUGAAGUGACCGCGGUAGCGAAGCCGAAGAAGGAUAGCAGAGUAGGGAUCUAAGCGCGUAGCUAUGUGAUGAUGGCACCUUGGAAUUGAAAGCGCGAUGUCGAACACAAGUGCGGCACACUUCAAGCACGUCAAGUCAGUCACCUUCAACACUCAUUCCCCCAACAUCACAGCCGUCAUCCCUCACGUCCACCAUGUAUUCCCUCCUAGUUCGUU